This is a messenger RNA of Exophiala xenobiotica, 345 nucleotides long. RefSeq lists its product as uncharacterized. The coding region runs from base 1 to 345 and encodes 114 amino acids. NCBI's taxonomy places the organism in Eukaryota, Fungi, Ascomycota, Eurotiomycetes, Chaetothyriales, Herpotrichiellaceae. The record is from RefSeq and is a predicted model, not a curated record. The transcript has a single exon.
AUGGGUCCAAGCAUCACUCGUUCGAAUUAUGGCCCUCCCUCCAUCACACGUGUCGACGCCGCUGAACAUAGCGUAAGAUACUCGAGAAACCUACUUUCAGAACAGCUUAUCAACAUGGAAGAGAAAUGUCCAAAAUCCCCGGUCGCCGGCGAAAUAUGGGCAAAACAUCGUCCCUUGCCCCCUUACUCGGGCCCCCAGAACAGAGAUUACAGGUCGCAUCCGGAUUACCGGUCGACACCGGAAGCCAAGCAGAAGCCCCAGGAAUACACCCAGGAGCACAAGAAGUGCCCUGAAAAGCAGGCAGCGGCUGACAAAAACAUUGCGGAGCUUGAGAAGAAGCUGUGA